AUGAGGACAUUUCAAGGCUUCUCGUGGCUUUCAGCCCUGUCAAUACUGGCGACCGUCCCCGACAGCGUUACUGUCAAUGCUCAGAAUGGUACCAUUGGGCAAUGGCCGCUUCACGACAAUGGCCUGAACCAGGUCGUUCAAUGGGAUCACUACAGCUUCAAGGUCAAUGGUAAAAGGCUUUUUGUAUUCUCCGGAGAGAUACACUAUUGGAGAAUUCCGGUCCCUGAAGUUUGGGAAGACUUGCUCGAGAAGAUCAAAGCUGCAGGCUUUACAGCCUUUGCAUUCUAUGGGAACUGGGGUUACCACAGCGCAAACAACCGCACAACAGACUUUGAGACUGGAGCUCACGACUUUACAAAACUCUUUGAGAUUGCUCAGCGGGUCGGCUUAUAUGUCAUUACUAGACCCGGGCCGUACGUCAAUGCAGAGGCCAACGCUGGUGGAUUUCCACUCUGGCUUACUACUGGCGCAUACGGAUCCUUGAGAAAUAACGACAGUCGCUACCUUGAUGCGCUUGAUCCAUAUUUUUCCAGAUUCACAUCGCUCACGAGCGAGCAUCAAGUGACCAAAGGCGGAAAUGCUUUGGUCUAUCAGAUUGAGAACGAAUACGGUGAGCAAUGGAAGGAUAGGGCCGAAAAGAUCCCCAACACGGCAGCUGGACAGUACAUGGCUGCUCUAGAGGAUUCGGCGCGUGCGAAUGGCAUCGAUACUCCCCUGAUCCACAACGACCCCAACAUGAACACAAGGUCUUGGUCGAAAGAUUAUGCCCCAGGCGCUGCUACGGGAAUGUCGACGUGGCUGGACUUGACAGCUACCCAUCAUGCUGGUACCAAUGGCAAAUAUGUUGCAUACCAGGUCAUUGAUUAUUAUGAUCAUUUUGUAGAAGUAGCACCCACUCAACCAAGCUUCUUCCCCGAGUUCCAAGGUGGAUCAUACAAUCCUUGGGGUGGUCCGGAAGGUGGCUGCCCCGCUGAUAUUGGCGCAGACUUUGCAAACCUCUUCUAUCGAAACCUCAUCGCACAAAGGGUUACCGCUGUCAGUCUCUAUAUGAUGUACGGAGGGACCAACUGGGGUGCAUUUGCAGCUCCUGUUGUAGCUACAUCAUACGACUACAGCAGUCCGAUUAGUGAGAACCGCAAGAUUGACAGCAAAUUCUACGAGACCAAGAAUUUGGCCAUGUUUACACGUGUGGCUCACGAUUUGACCGUGACCGAUCGACUCGGCAACAACACUGGCUAUACCACCAAUCCAGCCGUUGAAGCCAGCGAGCUGCGCAAUCCCGAAACGAAAGCGGCCUUUUAUGUCACAAUCCACUCGCAGUCUUCUUCUGCGACAGUGGAAUCGUUCAAGCUACAUGUCAGCACCUCGGUCGGCAAUUUGACCAUUCCUCAACACGGCGGUUCCAUCGUUUUGAACGGGCAUCAGUCAAAGAUUCUAGUGACCGACUUUGCCAUGGGCAGUCAGACACUAGUUUAUUCCACCGCAGAAGUGUUGACAUAUGCUGUAAUCGAUACAAGACCUGUAAUGGUGCUAUCCGCAGGCACAGGGGAAUCGGUAGAGUUCCACAUCAAGGGCGCUAAAAAGGGUUCUAUUAUCAGCACUGGAUCGAAUGUAAACGCAACGUUCUAUAACGAGGCCGGCGGAACUACGACCAACAUCAGAAGCGUGUCCGGUAUGAGCGUCUACCAGUUUGACAAUGGCGUCAAGGUUAUUGUCGCAGACAAGCCGACAGCAUACCUGUUCUGGGCGCCAAACCUAUCCAAUGACCCUUUUGCACCUGUCGACCAGUCUGUACUCGUUUCCGGUCCAUAUCUUGUCAGAAGUGUCAGCUACAGCGAUGGAAUACUGGCACUCAAGGGCGACAUUUUGAACACCACAACGGUUGAAGUCUUUGCGUGCGCAAGUGCAGAGACGCUUUCUUGGAAUGGCAACAAGCUACAAACCUCUCGUACAACCCAUGGCAGUCUCAAGGCAACAGUAGCAGCAUACAAUGGCACUAUUGAGAUUCCUCCACUGGACGACUGGAAAGUGCACGACACCCUGCCCGAGAAGCUGCCUGGCUACAAUGACAGUGGGGCGGCCUGGGUUGUCGCGGAUCACUUAACAACACCAAACCCAACCACGCCCGACACUCUCCCGGUGUUGUACGUUGACGAGUAUGGCUUUCACAACAGCUUUCAUCUCUUCCGUGGGUACUUUGAUGGCUCAGCGUCUGGCGUCAAGCUAGCCGUCCAAGGUGGCCAAGCUUUUGGAUGGAGUGCAUGGCUAAAUGGCGAUUACCUUGGAUCGUACCUUGGAAACUCUUCGGUAGGUACAGGAAACAUGACGCUAUCCUUUGUUAAUGCGACGGUGAAUACAAACGGAACCAAUGUGUUGCUUGUUGCGCAAGACAACACGGGCCACGAUCUUAGAGCUGAUGCAGUCAAGCCUCGCGGUAUCCUCGGAGCCAUGCUUGAUGGCGGCAGCUUUUCGCAAUGGAAAAUCGCGGGAGAGGCUGGCGGAGAAAAUGUUCAGCUUGACCCUGUACGUGGCACCUUAAGCGAAGGAGGGCUUACCGCUGAGCGCCUCGGAUGGCAUCUUCCAGGCUUCGACGACUCUGCUUGGAACUCAAGCUCACCUUCUACUGGCUUUGAAGAGGCUGGUAUCUACUUUUACCGCACAGUCAUACCGCUCAAUGUCCCCGCCGAACUUGAUGCGGCUUUUGCCUUUGUUCUCAACGCAUCGGGCUCGCAGCAUGUGAGAGUGCAGCUUUUUGUCAAUGGCUACCAGUAUGCGAGGUUCAAUCCGCACGUCGGUAACGAGAAGAAGUUCCCUGUUCCGCCAGGAGUUUUGAACUAUGGAGGCGAUAACGUCAUUGGACUUAGCGUAUGGGCACAGUCUGAAGAGGGUGCGAAGAUAGAUGUGCAGAUGGUCCAGGAGUAUGCGGUCGAGAGCAGUUGGAGCUCACGGUUCGAUUCGGAGUAUCUCAGGCCUGGCUGGACGGAAGCAAGAUUGGCCUAUGCUUGA
This is a messenger RNA of Parastagonospora nodorum SN15, 3006 nucleotides long. RefSeq lists its product as hypothetical. Gene Ontology annotation, cellular component: vacuole. Gene Ontology annotation, biological process: carbohydrate metabolic process. The coding region runs from base 1 to 3006 and encodes 1001 amino acids. Gene Ontology annotation, molecular function: beta-galactosidase activity. The transcript is spliced from 6 exons. The record is from RefSeq and is a predicted model, not a curated record. Lineage: Eukaryota; Fungi; Ascomycota; Dothideomycetes; Pleosporales; Phaeosphaeriaceae.